UCCUGACAGCUGACUCACACAAUCGUGCAACAAGCUGUCAAUCUUUCUGUUUGACGAAUCGCGAAUAUAGACUUACCGUCCGAUGGUAAUGUCUCCGACUGUCGUAUCCACAGAAUAUUCACGACUGAUUUUAGCGUCCUCUUCUCACGAAUGACGGUUAGUUAAUGCACUAUUUACCGCAGUAUGUACAAUGAAAUGCAAAAGGCGGAUGUAAAUAGUAAAUGUAGUUUGAUACAACCCACGUUCUAGAAUUAACAUAUGCAUAGAGUCAAAAGCCUCUGAAAAAUGGCCGAAAAAAUACAACUACUUAUGAAUUUACCGAAAAGUCUUUAUGAACUGAGUGUGGCCAGGAUAGUAGACUUGCUACAGACACACAAUUUUUCACGACAAUGUCUGGCCGAUUUACCGGAUAUAUUGCUGUUCGACGUUUAUUAUGCGAUGUCCAAAGUAGAUAAUUUUCCAUUUAAUGAAUUCAUAACACUGGAAUGGAGUAAUUUGGCUACGUUUUCUAAGAUGUUAGCAAUAACUAAUGGAGAGGUAGAUUUGUUAAUAUGUUUUGAGCUUUUAGGGUAUCCUUUGAGAAAAGAAUUAGUAUCAAGCUAUAUUUCAUGGUGCAAUGAUGCCAACAACAAUCCAGAUGCUCAAGAUGGGCUGAUAAAAUUAGGUCUCAGAUUUGGUGGAUUCCUGGGCGAUGCUGGCGAUAUUCAUGAAAGUGAGGAGGUUUUGCUAAAAUGUCAGGAAUUAUGUCUGCUUAAUAAUUCUACACCUGAAAAUUGGUGUAGAACAUUAAAAUGUUGCUAUAGACUGCUACAUGUCCAAGCUGCAUAUUGCUUAUUCGAAAAUGCAACAAAAACAUUGAUACAAGCUAUGGAUUUAGUGAAGCGUUUAAAACAGGCAGAAUUCGAGUGCAAUUUUGCUGCUUUGUACACCGAAUUUAGCGUGUUAUAUUAUAUGAAGGAUAUGUACGACGAGGCUUAUAGAUGGAGUAUAAAAGCUUUGGGACAACUGAAACCUACGCUGCCAGCUCGCAUUACUGUGGACGUUCUGAGACAAGCUGCGAAAUCGUGUCUGCUGAAACGAGAAUUUCCGAAAGCCGGUUUGCUUAUCGAACAAGCCGUUUAUCUCGGCAGGCAAAAAUUUGAGUCGCAUUAUCUAGUAAACACCAACGUCCUUCUAGAUUACGGAUUAUACUUAUUAAACAUUGAUAAUUUAAUUGAUAGCGUUUAUGUUUACAAGAAAGUUGUAGCUGCGAGGAUGUCAGUAUUCCCGAAAUGCAAUUUACAUGUCGCGCUGGCCUCGGUAGAUCUUGCGUAUGCGAUGUACGUGUACGAAUAUAAUUUUGGGAAUUUUACAGAGGCGAGAGAAUAUGCAAACCGGGGGACAGUGACUAUAGAACGCUGUCUUAGCAACAAUUUGUUAUUGGCGAAUGCAAAGAAAGUAUAUGCAUUAAUACUCGAAGAAAUAGCAAUACAGAUCAGACAGCAGUACAUAUCAGACAUGAUCGAUAAGUCAUUACGUAUGGCUGAAGAAUUUUAUCUAUAUGCUUUGCAUCUGAUAAGGAAAACGUUAGGAGAGAAAAAUGUAUUGAUCGCAAAUAUUUACGGAAAUUUGGGGCGUUUUUAUCAAACUAUGGGAAGAUUAGAGGAUGCGGAAACAAUGCUCAACAAAGCUGUACGCAUUAAAGAACAAUUAUUAGGACCGAAUGACUAUGAAGUUGGCUUGAGUCUAGGACAUUUAGCGUCCUUGUACACUCAUGAUAUGAUUCGGUAUGAUGAGGCCGAGAAACUUUGUCAUCGCAGUAUUGUAAUCAGUAAGUGGAAGAUAAUAAUUUUAAACGUUAAUGACCGUGCAUACUUUAAUACGUUCAUGUUAUUAGAUAUAAAUACGUUCGGCAAAAGCUAUAGUGGAUUGGAAUACGAUUAUCGAACACUUUUACAUAUUUACAUAAAAAGGCUCGAACAUGAGAAAGUCUUGCAGUAUGAAACCUUAUUAGACGAAUGGAAAAUAUUGAGAUUGCAACGCACUGAAUCUGAAAACCUACCGUUUGAUUACGAAAGACUUCCACACCCGAUCGAAGAAGUGAUCGACACAUUUUUUACCAUAACGUUCAGUGUCCAAUAGAACAGUAUACCAAGUAUAAUUCGCAACAAACUAUCGAUUUUCAUGGUAUCUACGUUAAGAUGUGUCUCGGUAUUGAUACUAUAAUAAGAAGAAAUAAAAACCUGCAACUGUUUUUAUACAAGAGUGAUGAAAACAACAGAAUUAAGCAAAAUAUGAGUUAAAUUAAUAAUUAGUGAAAUGUCCAAUAUAUUCUUUCCAUACGAGACUUACUUUUAGCAAUGUAGAUAACAAGACAAUAGAUAUAUAUUCAUUAAUUUUUGGAUAACACAUACAUUCAAAAGCUUUAAUCUUUUAAAUUACAAUAAACAUUAAGUAGUACAUAAUUCGUAUUUACACGAUAUUUAUCUUAUCACUCCAGUUGUCAGGUAAUAGGAAUCUUAUCUAGCAUCCUCUCAUACUAAGAGCAUCUCUAAGUCUUCCUGAAACUGAUCGUAGAGGUAUGUUACAUCAACUUACAUGUCCAACUAGAGGUACAGUUAAGGGACUACGUGAUUACUGAUGAAGUUACGGUUUUGCAUUUUAUGUUAGCAUAUUAUAAACAUGAACUAUUAAGAAAGAAGUCUCGAAUUUUCGAUAACUUUACAGUAAUCCAAUCCCGUAACUCGUCAACACACUGAAUUACCGAAUUCAUAUUGCACAUCUUGCUGGACUGAUUUCGUGUCAGAAUAUUUAAUCAGGUGUAUGUGGGGGUUCUUGGCUAAAGUACGGUGCUGUGUCCUGCACCAAUAACGUAUGGCAAACAUCACAGACUCUGGAUGGUCUUUGUUUGGGUCCACUUUUCACAACAUGUGAAAGACAAGACAAACAAAAUAUAUGGCCACAAUGGCGGCAAUGCACCUAUGAAAAUAUACUUCUUUAGUCUUCGCUGAAACGUGUCAAUUAAAAUCAGCAAUACCUUUUUCUUUGUAACUGUGAAAGCAUUAUGACAAGUAGGGCAUUCUUCCACGUCUUCUUCAUGUUGCCAUCUUACUUCGCUACCAGCUUGUCUGAUCCUUUCUAAUUGUACCUAUCGCAAAAAGUGGAUUUUAUAUUAAUAGAGCACUUAUUCUAAUGAA
This is a messenger RNA of Megalopta genalis, 3176 nucleotides long. It is a transcript of the gene Pat1, whose product is annotated as Protein interacting with APP tail-1. Gene Ontology annotation, biological process: proteasome-mediated ubiquitin-dependent protein catabolic process; intracellular protein transport. NCBI's taxonomy places the organism in Eukaryota, Metazoa, Arthropoda, Insecta, Hymenoptera, Halictidae. The record is from RefSeq and is a predicted model, not a curated record. Gene Ontology annotation, molecular function: protein binding; ubiquitin-like ligase-substrate adaptor activity. Gene Ontology annotation, cellular component: Cul2-RING ubiquitin ligase complex.